AUGGCCAGUCCGACACGUGCAAAGCUCGCCGCCGCCGCUCAAGCCGAUGCGGCCGCCCAAGUUGACGCCGAAGCCAAGGCCGUCCUUUGGGUGCAGGCGGUGGCCGUCGCAAACAUUAAGACGCUCGUUCCGGGAGAUCUCUCCGCGCCUGACGCAACAUGGUCUCGCCUCGACGCCACGGUUGUCUCGUGGCUGUACAAUUCCGUCUCCUCGGAGAUCCUCGAGAUGGUGAUGAUCAACGACAACCCCAACGCUGCAACCAUCUGGGCAAGCAUCGUUGAUCUGUUUCAAAACAACAAGGAGAGCCGAGCACUUUACCUUGAGGCCGAGUUCAAAAACUUUGUCCAAGGUGAUCUCUCGGUAUCUGAUUAUUGCCACAAGAUGAAGACUUUUGCUGAUGCACUGGCCGACGUCGACCAACCCGUCACCGACAAGAGCCUUGUCCUCAAUACCCUUCGUGGUUUGAAUGACAAGUUCGCUCAUCUUCGUCCCAUCUUCGGCGCCCAACGUCCGUUCCCGUCGUUCCUCGACGUACAGACCACCCUGCUGCUAGAAGAGAUUCACAAGAAUGCCGACGCUUCCUGCCCCCUAGCUCUCCUCUCUAGCACGACUGGGAUCAAGGGCUCCGGCGGCAGCCAUCAGCCCACUUCCACCUCCGGCGGGUCUGAUCCCGGCGCGCGCGGGUCUGGCAACUCGGGCUCCAACUCCUCCGGUGGAUCUUCCUCCGGCUCCUAUGGCAGCAACAAUCAGCGUCAUCGCAACCGUAGCGGGCAUUACAAUGGUGCCCAGCGAUUCAACAACCGGGAUGGCGCCGGUCAGAACAACCGUCGUCCCCAAGCUUCCUGGCCCACGGUGUUCAACCCUUGGACCGGAACACUCCAGCUAUGGUCUGGGCCUCCCCAGGGGCAGGCAGUCCAGGCCAGUCUCCUUGGCUCACGGCCAACAUAG
Messenger RNA from Phragmites australis (common reed), 948 nucleotides. RefSeq lists its product as uncharacterized. The record is from RefSeq and is a predicted model, not a curated record. The transcript is spliced from 2 exons. Lineage: Eukaryota; Viridiplantae; Streptophyta; Magnoliopsida; Poales; Poaceae. Bases 1 to 948 code for a protein of 315 amino acids.